Molecule: messenger RNA, 1555 nt
Organism: Heterocephalus glaber (naked mole-rat)
Lineage: Eukaryota; Metazoa; Chordata; Mammalia; Rodentia; Bathyergidae
Source: RefSeq, a predicted model, not a curated record
AUGCCAGGCCAGUGCUGUCGGCUUCUGGGGACAUGGCCACACCACCGCAGGCGCCUCUGCAAGGCCUAGUGAGGCUGCUGCUCUUGGCAUGUGUGACAUCACGGGCUGAGUGUGGUAAGGUGCCGGUGGUCCCCAUGGAGGGCAGCCACUGGCUCAGCAUGAAGGAUGUUGUGAGAAAGCUCCAUGAUGCAGGACACCAGGCUGUGGUCCUGUCCCCUGAAGUCACAGUGCACUUGAAAGGAGAGGACUUCUUCACCCUGAAAACCUAUAUCUUUUGCUACACUGAGGAUGAAUAUAAUGACCUCAUGUUGAGCCAUAUUAAAUUGAUGUUUGAAACACAGCAUUAUCUGAAGACAUUUUUUAAAAGUAUGGCAAUGUUGAGAAAUGUUUCAGUGAUCUAUGACAGGUCUUGUGUGGAGAUGCUGCAUGACCAUUCGCUGAUCAGCCAACUGAAUUCUAGUUCCUUCAAUGUGGUUUCAUUGGACCCUCUUUUUCCUUUUGGGGCAACACUGGCUAUGUAUCUACGUAUUCCUGGUGUCUUUUUCCUGUGGGCUUCCCAUGUAGCCUGGACUUUGAGGACACACUGUCUGAAUCCUCCUUCCUAUAUUCCUCAGUUGCUCACAACAUACUCUGACCACAUGAGCUUGCUGCAGAGAGUGAAGAACAUGCUCUGUUCCUUUCCUUGAAUGACCUUUGCCACAUGACUUUUACUCCCUACCCAAAGAUUCCCUCUGAGCUGUUCCAGAGAGCAGUGUCUGUGGUUGAUGUUUUCAGUCAUGCUGCCAUGAAGCUCUUCAGAGGAGACUUUGUGUUGGAAGACCCCAGGGCCAUCAUGCCCCACCUCAUCUUCAUCGGGGGAGUCUCUGUGCCCUGUAAUGUAGCUCACUCACCUGUUCCAGGGACCGGGAUGUGGACACCUAUGUGGGGCCAUUUCACCUGCCCCAGGCUAUAAGCCUGAAUUCAACCCAGAUCUUAUUCAAGGCCUGCAGGUUUCCCUCUAUGAAACCACUGACAUUUUUGUUCUGGCUUCUACUCUAAGAACCCUUGUCACGUAGGAAUCCUGCUUUCCAGGCUCCAAGGCUGCCGUCCUACUCCACUUUCUCAUCUCUCUCUCCCCUCUAUUGCAGAGCAGCAAUUCUGGAAGCGUGCUUGUUGUCACUGAUUUUGUCCUCUGCACUCUGCAUUGUCCUCCUUUGCUUUCAAUGCCCAUUUCGAAGAAUUUAUCUGUUUUCCUUGUUACUGCUUUCCCUCAUUGUCCAGAAAUGAUUCUACUUUCAUGAGGUGGCACAGUAAAGGCUUCCUCUGAAAUUUGUAAAAUACAGGUCCUCAAAAUGAAACUUUCCCCCUGGCUUUACAUUUAUAUUCUCAUCCACUAUAUAGGAGAAAACAGGCCCAAUAGAAUAGAAGAAUUUCCCCUUAGAAAAGUAUACCUUUCCACAGCUUACUUUUGAGAGAUACAGAUAGAGCAUAGGCCAGUGAAUCCAGUCCUGAGGCUCUUGACUUGUUUCCUGAGUGUGCAGUCUCUCUGUGAAAGAGUUUAAGGAGAUUGGGAAAA